AUGCCGAGAAGAAAGUACUGGAGAAUGAGUGGAGCCAGGAAAGAGAUACAGACUGACAAGACUGAGGAGACUGGCCUCAUGAAAAACAGUAAAACAAUGUCUGACCUGGACUUGACUGAGGAGACUGGCCUCUUAAAAAACAGUAAAACAAUGCAUGACAUUAGAAUGACUGAGGAGACUGGCCUCGUGAAAAACAGUAAAACCAAUGUUGACCCUGAGGAGCCUGCCCUCAGUGAUGGCAUGUCUGCCUGUGAUGGUAAAUCAGUACUAGUUCAAAGCAAGAGUAUAGAUGAUCUGGUGUCAUAUUUGUACACUGGUAGAAAGGUGAAAAGACAAAAUAUAGAAAGAAAAGAAAAAGAAAGGAAAAUGGAUACUGCUGGUCGGAAGGUGAAAAGACGAAAUGUAGAAAUAAAAGAAAAAGAAAGGAAAAUGGAUAGGGUUGCAAGAAAGUUAAAGCGACAAGAUAGUGAAAUUAGAGAGAAAGAAAAGAAUAUAAAUACUGCUGGUAGAAAGUUAAAGCGACAAGAUAGUGGAAUUAGAGAGAAAGAAAAGAAAAUGAAUACUGCUGGUAGAAAGUUAAAGCGACAAGAUAGUGAAAUUAGAGAGAAAGAAAAGAUUAUGAAUACUGCUGGUAGAAAGUUAAAGCGACAGGAUGCUGAAAUUAGAGAGAGAGAACGAAACAUGAAUACAGCUUACAGAAAGUCAAAACGACAAGAUGCUGAAAUUUAUGAAAAAGAAAGAAAAAUGAAUACAGCUGGUAGAAAGUUAAAACGUCAGAAUAUUGAAGUGCAAGAAAGAGAAAAAGAGGGCAGUAGAAUUUCAAAAAGAUUAUGUAGAGAAAACCCAAUCGUUCUUGAAAAAGAAAGGCUUAGAAAGCAAGCUAAACGAAGUAACAUUUCAUUUAGAGAAAAUGAGAGAAUGCUAAAUAGGGAACAGAAACAGAAGAAAAGAACAGAUGUAGAAUAUUGUGAAAAAGAAAAUGAACGAAAAAGACAGAAAAGAUAUGGAGUAGAUAUAGAGGAUUGCAUCCAAAAUUUUCAUGAACAGAUUAGACAUGGACCAAUUUUUGUAUGUUCAUGUUGUCAGCAAACAUGGUUCAAAGAAAGUGUUUCUAAAGUGGAAAGCACCAAAGUAGAUGACAACAGUAAAAGAAAGUUUCUUACUAGUACUUUGUCUGUUGACAAUGUGGAAUGGAUUUGCAAUACUUGCUAUUCAUCAAUGAGAGAAAACAAAAUUCCAAAGUUGUCUGUCUUCAAUGAAAUUACAACUUCAGCGAGUGAAAUUGUUCAGGAAUUGGUGAAAACACAAGUUAGAAGCAACCAAAACACUGAUGAUGAUGAGACGGUUGAUGAUGAUAACGAUGAGUAUUGUGAAGUAGAUGGAGUUGGUAGAGAUGGUAAUUGCGAUACUCUGUUAGAUGAUGCAUCACGAGACAUGAAUCAGAUUUACACAUUUGCUCCAGGUGAAGGACAACGUCCGCUUAGUCUAUAUCAAGAUCAGACAGCUGAAUAUUUGUCAUUUCCAACAAUUUUUUGUGGAAAGGGAAGAUUACAAGAUGACGAAAGACAAGUUCGUGUUUCCUAUGCAGAUAUUGCUAAAUGGGAAUUGAGGAGUGUUGAUAGACGUGCUGCCCAGUCUGUUCCAAAUUUGUUUUUCAAGUUGAAAAAAAUACAAAUGAAGCAAGUUACAGACAAAUGCAACCUGGCUCUUAGGAAAUGCAAAACCAAAGGAAAAUCCAUUACAGCAAAUGAAAUGAAAAAUCCCCAAAAUGUGAAUAAUCUUGUUAGACACGAUGAAGGUUUUUUUGUGUUCAGGCAGUUACGAAAUUCACCUGCAUAUCUUGAGACUAGAAAAAAAGAUGUAUUUGCUAUGAUUAGACAGCUAGGUUUACCAACGUGGUUUAUGUCACUGUCUGCUGCAGAUACAAGAUGGAAUGAUCUCAUCAGAGCACUUGGGGUGUUAAAUGAUGGAAAAGAAUACACUGAUGAAGAAAUCGACAACAUGACUUGGUAUGAAAAGUCAAAAUUAGUACAAAAGGAUCCCAUCACUUGCUCUAGGUACUUUGAUCAUAGGUUCCGUAUGUUUAUGAAUUCAGUGUUGAGAAGUGAUCAUCAUCCAAUUGGAAUCGUAAAAGACUUCUUCUACAGAACUGAAUUUCAGCAAAGAGGAUCACCACAUAUUCAUAUGAUUGUUUGGAUAGAAAAUGCACCAAAAUAUCAGGAAAAUACUGAACAGGAGAUAGUGAAUUAUGUAGAUAAUUACCUGAAAUGUGAAAAGAAUGAAGAGAAUGAUUUGACUGACUUGCAAGUGCACAAACAUUCACAGACAUGUAAAAAGAGAGGGAAAGCUGUAUGUAGAUUUGGAUUUCCCCUUCCUCCUCUUGAAGAGACUUUGAUUUUGGAGCCACUAGAGUGUGAUGUUGAUAAGUACAAGAAAAUGUAUGAUGAUAUUCAGAAACAGCUCAAUGAUAUGAAAAAUGGAUGUGAUUUGCCCUACAAAGAGCUCCUGAGCACGGUACUAAAGAUAUCGGAGGAAGAUUACAUAAAAUGCAUUAGAAGUUCGCUGAGAGGUCCAAAGGUUUUUCUAAAGAGAAAUCCAUGUGAUAUGAGGGUAAACUCAUACAACAGUGUUGUUCUUGAUGCUUGGAAAGCUAACAUUGACAUUCAGUAUAUUUUGGACCCAUAUGCGUGUGCAAUGUAUAUUGUUUCUUAUAUAAGUAAGUCACAAAGAGGGAUGAGCGAUUUACUUAACAGAGCUGCAAAAGAAGCUAGAGAAGGAAAUCUUGACAUAAAAAGACAGGUACGUCAUAUUGGAAAUCAUUUUCUGAAUAGUGUAGAAGUUGGAGCACAAGAAGCAGCAUAUUUAGUGUUACAAAUGCCAAUGACAAAAGCUUCAAGGGAUGUUGUUUUUAUCAACACAAGUCCAUCAGAUGACCGAGUAAUUCUCAUCAAAACAGAUGCAGAAUUGGAAAAGUUGACACCAAAUUCUACAGAUGUUGAAUGCAGCAAUGUAAUUAAACGGUAUGCAAAACGCCCAAAGCAGCUUGAAAACUGGUGCUUAGCAGAUUACGUGUCACAGCUAGAUGUUGUAUUUCCUAAAGAUACUGAAAAAGAGUUCGCUGAAAAUGAAGUGAAUGAUGAUGAUCAGGACAAUCAGUCAGAUGAUGACAAUUCUGAUCUCGAUUUUGGUGAAAGUGAUACACUAGUUACAUUGAGAAAUGGCAUAAAGAUCAGACGUCGUAAAAUACCAAGGGUAAUUAGAUAUGUCCGAUUUAAUAUUAAAACUGAUCCAGAAAAUUACUACCGAGAAAAACUUAUGUUGUUCAUGCCUUGGAGAAAUGAAUCCACUGAUCUAAUAUCAGGAACAGACACAUUUGAGAAGUCAUUUCAUCUGAAGAAGUCGUUUCUUACACACAAGGUCAAGGAAUAUGAAUUCAAUUCUGAACAGCUUGAUGCAGCUUUGCAAAUGGCAAAUGAGGACUUUUCAGAAGCUUUUGAUGAAUUGGCACCAGAUGUUCAGCAAAGAGAGGCAGAAGAUGAAAAUGAAGGAUCUCUUGAAUCUGAAAACUUUGUUCAAUUUAAUCCUGAGAGGCCUAUUGAACAGAGACAGUAUGAUAUAGGAUCUGAUCUUGGCAUUCCAUCAACAAGACAAAUAACUGAAGAAAGUUCUGUUAGAUUACCAGACAAUGAAUACUUGAAACUUUUAGGAAGUCUAAAUGUAAAGCAGCGGGAAUUUUUCAAUCAUGUCCUGCACUGGGUAAAAACCAAGACAGAACCUAUUUAUUCAUUUUUAUCUGGAGGUGCUGGUGUUGGCAAAUCUGUUUUGAUAAGAGCACUUUAUCAAGCUCUGCACAGAUAUCUAUGUUCCACAGAAGGAGAAAAUCCAGAUGACAUAAGAGUACUUCUUUGUGCUUAUACUGGCAAGGCGGCAUACAACAUUGGAGGAUCAACUAUAGCAUCUGCUUUCCAUCAAAAAAUUAAUCAAAGUCAACAAAGCUUGCACUGUGAUGAAUUGAACACUUUUCGUACAAAGUACAAAAACCUAAAAUUGAUCAUUAUUGAUGAGAUAUCAAUGGUUGGAAAUAGAUCAUUAGCUCUCAUUGACAGUCGUCUACAACUUCUCACUGGCAUCAAGAAACCAUUUGGUGGUAUAAGCAUCAUUGCUGUUGGUGAUUUUUUCCAACUUAAACCUGUGAUGGACCGUUGGAUCUUUCAAGAUUUAAAUCAUGAUGCUCAAGCUCUUGCAAACAAUCUCUGGAAGGAGCAUUUUUGCAUUUUUGAGUUGGAUGAAAUAAUGCGCCAGAAAGACGAUCUUGAGUUUGCUCAACUUCUCAAUCGCCUUCGUUACAAUAUCAUGACAGAAGAAGAUAUGAAUGUAAUACACAGAUGCAUGAUAACGGAAACAAGUGACAAUUAUCCACACCAUGCUCCUCAUCUCUUUACACAGAAUUCAAAAGUAGAUGCAUACAACAAUCAGUUGAUUGAAAAACUUGAAGGAGAAAAGGUUACAGUGAAUUCAGUGGAUACAGUUCUAAAGGAUUAUUCAAAGGAACUUAAGGAAAAGCUGCUGAGAUCUCUAUCUAAAGCAGAUGAUGUUAGCAAAACUGCUAAUUUGAUGCAAAAUCUGAUUCUUGCUAUUGGGAUGAUAUAUGAUAUCUCAGUCAAUGUUGAUGUAUCUGAUGGUCUAACAAAUGGGUCAACAUGUAAGGUACAAUUAAUUGAAAGAAGAUUAGAAGGAAUAUCAAGACCAAGCAUCGUGUGGGUCAAUUUUUUUGAUGCUGCUAUUGGAAAAAUUACUCGCAAGAAAUACAAACAUUUGUAUCAUGAUGGGAUUAAUGUGGACUGGAUACCAAUUUUUGAAGUUCAGAGGUCUUUUGUAUUGAAUUACAAUACUUUUCAGAGAAUUCAAUUUCCGUUACGCCCAGCUGCAGGGAAAACAGUUCAUAAAGCGCAAGGUUGCACUGUUGAUGAAAUUGUAAUUGAUUUGUCUCAGACUAGAGUGAGGAAAAAUGCACAUAUUCACUAUGUAGCACUAAGUCGAGUACGAUCAGUGAAUCAUCUGCACAUCCUAAACUUCAAUGAGCAGGCAUUAGCUAUGGAUGAACAAGUGGUAGAGGAAAUGGAUAGAAUGAAAAAAGAUGUGCCGCUGCUACUUUGUUAUGUCCCAUUAUACCAAGUUGAUUUUAAUUCUUUUAAAAUUGCUUUCAACAACUGUAGAUCACUUCAUAAACACUUCCAACAAAUUCAAGAUGAACCAAAUAUUGUUGCAUCAGAUGUAGUUGGAUUCUCAGAGACAAGAUUAACUAGUGUUGAUGUAGCUGAAAAUUAUCAACUGCAGGGAUACACAGCAGUAUUUAACCAUGAGACUACAGAUAAUAUGGACAGGCGCCCUUAUCAUGGAACAGCAGUUUAUGUGAAAAAUGUCUACAACACAACCUGCAUCUCAAAGCUGAACACUGGUUCCAUGGAGUUCAUCAUGGUAAAUAUACAUGUAAACCAAAGUAGAGUUGUCCAAGUUGUAGUUAUUUACAAAUAUCCAUCUUGCUCUUUUGGGGAAUUCAAACAGGAUAUGAAUGUGCAUAUAAAGCCCUUGAUUGAUAAACAGAAAGACUUGGUAUUCUUAGGAGAUUUUAAUUUUGAUUUGUUUGCUGGGCAUACAGACUUUCUAACUUUUAUGGAAAGAGGCUUCAGCUGUAAACAAAUUGUGAGUAAGACUACUCAUGACUCUGGUUCGAAACUUGACUUGAUUUUUACAAACAUAUCUCCAUGUGAAACAGAUGUGAUUGAAGCAUACUGGUCAGAUCAUAAAAUGGUGUACUGUGCAUUUGAUAAGACGUAA
Messenger RNA from Saccostrea cuccullata (small rock oyster), 5838 nucleotides. RefSeq lists its product as uncharacterized. The transcript has 4 exons. The record is from RefSeq and is a predicted model, not a curated record. The coding region runs from base 1 to 5838 and encodes 1945 amino acids. Gene Ontology annotation, molecular function: DNA helicase activity. Gene Ontology annotation, biological process: telomere maintenance; DNA repair. NCBI's taxonomy places the organism in Eukaryota, Metazoa, Mollusca, Bivalvia, Ostreida, Ostreidae.